Messenger RNA from Acanthoscelides obtectus, 7066 nucleotides. NCBI's taxonomy places the organism in Eukaryota, Metazoa, Arthropoda, Insecta, Coleoptera, Chrysomelidae. The record is from the annotation of a GenBank genome assembly.
AAGUAUAGUAUACGAUAUUACAAUAAUUUAUGUUUUUGUUGUUGCAGGGAUGAGGGGUAACUGAAGAUGGCCUCACCGACGCCCUCACUGGAAUCCUUACCUCGAGCUAACUCAAUCGGAUCGUUCGGCGACCAGCACGAUUACCUCUCCUUGUCGCCUCUGGCGGACUCGCCCUUGUCCGUCAGCGGAUCUUCGCCUCCUGUGAGCGACUCUGUGGACCGCGAUAGCGACCCAUCGGACCUCCAUUGCCAACAGUGCAGGGAAACGGUAUCAGCAGAUUCCAAAUUACUCGCCUGCUUCCACACGUUCUGCAACCCCUGCUUAGAGAAGAACAAGUUCGUUUGUCCGCGCUGCAAUUCGGAGUCGAUCGAAGGUAUCCUGAACAGCUUGCUGUUCAACUGCGACACGACCAACAGCGAUUUCCAUUCUCCAGCCGCAGUCCGUUGCACCGGUUGUAAGCACAAGAAACUCGACGCGGUUGCCCGCUGCGUUGAUUGCGCGAACUACCUCUGUUCCAACUGCGUCAUGGCGCACCAGUUCAUGCACUGCUUCGAAGGCCAUCGGGUAGUCAACCUGAACGACAUCAAAGAGGAGCCCAAAAACGGCCUCAUCUCCAGCCCAGAGAAGAACAUGAUCUGCCCUAGACACAAAUCCGAAUUACUCAAGUACUACUGCCGUACCUGCGCGGUGCCCAUUUGCAAGGAGUGCCUCAGCCUGGACCACCCUGUAGGCCUCCACGAGUACGAGCAUAUCAAUGACGCUGCCCCCAAACAGAUUGAGGCCAUUCAGCAGGCCGUGACUGAAGCCAAGAGCAAGGCGACUGACGUUAGGAACAUACUAAAAAAUGUCGAACAUGUAUCCAGUCGGUUGCAAGUCCAGUACCACAAAGCCCAGAACGAAAUCAACGACACAUUCCUCUUCUACAGGUCUAUGUUGGAAGAACGGAAGCAGGAAUUGCUGAAGGAAUUGGAAAGCGUGUUCAGUUCCAAGCAGAUUUCCCUGGGGGUGGCCACGCAGAAAGGCCAAGAAACUGUCGAACAAAUCUACAAAACAUGCGAAUUUGUUGAAAGACUUAAUAAAUGUGCAAACGUUGUUGAAAUUUUAAUGUUUAGGAAACUGUUAGAUGCUAAAUUACAAAGUUUGUUAAGCUACAAUAUCGACCAAAGCGUGCAAUCCGCUGGGGAGUUAGAGUUCGUUUCCAACUAUCAGGCCAUACAAGUCGGCGUCAGGAACACGUUUGGAUACGUGCGCUCUAACUCCGAGUCAGUGGUAGGCCCUAGCAAACAGCCACCCAUAGCUCGACCAACUGGAGGCAGCGGUGGGAGCAGUGGUGGCGGAUCCAGUUCCAGCGGGAGCAGCGUGAACGGCAGUUCCGGCAGUUUGAACGGUGGCAGCAAUGGCAUUCACUGCCCCUUCCAAGUCUCUGGAACUAACCAGUCAACCUCACCGUUCGAAUCGAACAUUAUCAGUAAACGUUUCAGCAGUGCUAACAGUCUGGGACCGUUCACCACCAUCGGGGAUCUGAAUCUCAAUGGGAUUAACCCCUAUGAAAAGUGGUCUAACGGGGGUACCACCGAUAAUAUCUUCCAAAAUGGCACCUCCGACCCAUAUGCACUGACCAACACCACCCAUAACGAUCCCAUGCUCGACCUAACCUCCAAAUUGAUGUCCACAGCCAUAUUCCCGCCAAAAUCGCAGAUCAAGAGACAGAAAAUGAUCUACCACUGCAAAUUUGGUGAAUUCGGCGUCAUGGAGGGACAGUUCACAGAACCAAGCGGUGUUGCUGUCAACGCACAGAACGACAUUAUCGUCGCUGAUACGAACAAUCACAGAAUCCAAAUCUUUGACAAGGAAGGUCGGUUCAAGUUCCAGUUCGGUGAAUGUGGAAAACGAGAUGGACAGUUACUGUAUCCCAAUAGAGUCGCAGUUGUUCGAACCUCAGGUGACAUCAUCGUCACGGAGAGAUCGCCAACGCACCAAAUACAAAUAUACAAUCAGUAUGGCCAGUUCGUGCGCAAAUUCGGCGCCAACAUCCUGCAGCAUCCUCGCGGCGUCACCGUGGACAACAAAGGGCGCAUCGUUGUGGUUGAGUGCAAAGUGAUGCGGGUGAUUAUUUUCGACCAGACGGGCGCUGUGUUGCAAAAGUUCGGAUGCUCCAAACACCUGGAGUUCCCCAACGGAGUCGUCGUCAACGACAAACAGGAGAUAUUCAUCAGUGACAACCGGGCGCAUUGCGUCAAAGUAUUCAGCUAUGAAGGCGUGUACCUCCGUCAAAUAGGCGGCGAAGGAAUCACAAACUACCCGAUCGGUGUCGGAAUCAAUGCCAACGGCGAGAUCCUGAUCGCAGACAACCACAACAACUUCAACCUGACCAUCUUCACCCAGGACGGUCAACUGGUCUCAGCACUGGAAAGCAAAGUGAAGCACGCGCAGUGCUUCGACGUCGCGCUCAUGGACGACGGCAGCGUGGUGCUGGCCAGCAAGGACUACCGUCUCUACAUCUACCGCUAUGUCCAGGUGCCCCCUAUCGGUCUAUAGACGAAUCUCCAGCGGGCACGCUCGUCUGCCAUUCCCAACACUUUUUGUUGACGCAUUUCUGAAUGGAGUGGUCAGAUGCUGGGCUGUUGAUCCGCAUCGUCGGUUCUAGUUCACUCCGGAAUCGAAAUUCCUAGCUAGUAGCGGGAAAGAAGCCUGACCUUGGACUAACAGGGAUGCUGGACUCUGAUGGUUUCUCUUUUUCUUCCUCAUUUGCAUGUAGCUACCACAAGGUAAUUUAAAAUCUUAUCGGGCGCCAUCUAUCGGGUAGAUUUCACCACGACACUGCUGCUACGAAUCUCCCCAAGAGAUGACAUGCCGUAGGAUGGUUUCAAAUGUUUGCUUCCAAGGAUUUAAGGAGCAUACGAAUAUAAAUAUUUUUGAUAUGUUGCAGUAUAACAAAACAUUUUAUAGUUAUGGUUCAAUUAGUUUUUUUCAAUUUUUCACCAAGUCAUAUUUUGAUUGGGUGAGAAACAAAUGACAUUUUUGUAUAUUUGUAAUUUUUUAAUUCAGUUUGAAAUCAACUAAUUUACAUUUAACUUAAACUAUAAGAUGAGUUAUUAUUAUUCAACACUAAUGCCUGUUUGAAGGAUGCAUAUUUCGCGCAUCAGAAACCCGCUUGCUUGCGUCGCAGCAUAUUUUUCGUGCAGCUUUUGUCGAAUAUGGAAGAAUGAAUGAAACCUGGAGGAGUUUUUUAUACUCGCUCGGUUCAAGGUCAUGCCUUUAGUUAAUCGAACAUCAAAAACUUCGUCCUUUGAGACAAACUCUCACUACGACAUUCCAUUGUGAAGUAUCGCUCAAUGGCUCGCUUAUUGAAAUUAAUUUUUUACGGUAGUAGUUUAAAAAUGUAGUGCCUUGGGGUUUAGCUUGAUGACAUUUUCAAGGUUACGUUGAGACUGGUUUUGUUUCGAAUCGCUCUACGAUUCGAUUUGACGUGAUUCUAGCUUAUUAUUAUUCUUCGCCUUCGGUAGAUAAUUUAUCUGAAUGUUGUAUAUUUUUAGUAUUUCUUGACAAUGCGGUUACAGUAGAUGUAAGUAUAAUCCUGAGCAAUUUUAUUAUUGAUAUGUACGAACUAAGGUGAUUGAGCCAAUCGGUAUGUAGUGUUGGGUAGGAUAAUAUCUGGGCAGUGAUACUUUUUCAGAAUUUUUUCUAUUGUAAUGUCUCUUAAAACCUGGUGCAGCAUGCUCGGUUUAUGAAGUAAUUUAAUGAAUUUUUGUAAUUGUUCAACAUAUAAGGAAGACAAGUUGAGUGUAUUGUGGGGCGUCUCACAAUGCUGUUGCUUUUACUUAGUAAUUUAUCUUCAAUUGUAACAUUUCUCUAUUUGACAAACUGUCAAGACAUCGCUUCAGAAGAAAAUAUCACAUGCCAGAUGUUUGCUUCCGAUAUGACGGUCGACUUGUUGGUUGCUUAAUCUUGAGCGAUAUUUUACAAACCUUUUGCAUGUCUCAUAGGACGAAGUUCCUGACGCGUAGUGAACGAUGGACAGAUUGGAUUUCGAUUUGGUGAGUAGACAUUGGUAGGACGAUGUAUUAUUUUUUUAAAGUUGUCAAAAUUGUAACGAUACUUAUCGUCAUAGUUUUGUACGUGUUUCACAUGUUGAUAUUUUUAAUAUUUAAACGUUUGACGAUGCGCAAGCUGGACAUCAUCGCUUCAUCGGCGCGCUGUUGCCCAAUUUAUCCAGGAAAUAAAGGCCUAAGAAUCUUCCGAGAUUGACAGCAACUUGUUGACGUAUCAUAAUGUCAUUGUCAACAAAGGUUUGCAUACCGAAACGUGCUUGUUUCCUGGAGUAAAUGUUGAAUGACCAAAUUUAUCAAUUUUUAAAAACAGGGAUAUUAUUAUUAUUCAGAUUAGAAAUGUUAACCACGCACCUAGGUUGGUGCCUGGGCCAUUGUUGUAUUUAAAUUGAGCAGUUUCCGAUAUCUAUUUUAAUAUGACGCGUGUAUGAUGUUGUGUAUGUUCUUAGAGAUAGCGCCUUGUUGUUUGCGGACAGCCGCGUUGUUACGGACCCUAGUCAACCACGAACUGUACUUUGUAUUAGCUAUUUUUAUUAUUGUUCUAUCGUAUAUCCCUUGACUGUGGAUGUUUAUUGAUAUGAUACUACGAUUAUUACAACACUCUCAGACCAGUCAGUGGAAACUUACAGUGUUUCCCCAAAGCCUAGACAUCUAAAAUUUGACAGUUGUAGAAACAUAGUUCGCUACCUUGAUCUCUUACGUGGUACUUCUUUUCCCAAAAUGCGUUUCAAAUUUUCUAAACCAACAUUGUUCGGCAUCUUUGACAAAGAUCAAAGAAAAUACGUUCGUUACCCAUAAUAAAGUUGUUUUAUGAUGUAUACACUUAUUGUCAUCGUAUCGUACAACCACGCUGUCGAGGUGAAUCAUAAAUCAUUCUAUGAACAUUACUUACACUUUCAUCCUUGGGCUAGGAAUACGGAAAUGAAUGAAAAUGCAAUCGAUAAAAUCUAACGGGAAAUAAUCGCGAAGAAUUACUAUCUAGUGUCUGUAUUUGUUUAAUGAAAUUGUCGUAGUUUUAAAAAACAAGACGCGAGAAUGGAGCAUUUUCAUUUAGAAAAUAUUGUGAUGGAUGUGCGCAUUAUGAUAUAUAUUUUCUAUACUUGAGAGAUAUCGAAAAUAUGGAAGCUACUAUCAGGAGUAUAACUACAUUAAGGGGUAGUGAUCAGUAACCACCUUACAGGUUUAUCUUAGUUUUCACGGAAAAUCUGCUCAUCAAUCCAUAAAAACGUAAAAUUUUUAGCUUUUACUAAACCAACGUAUCAGUAUGGUCUGAAAAACUACUAAAACCAAGUGGAGAGAAUGGCAAAAAACAAAAUAUCAUCUACGCUUGCAUCUUCACGGUUGUGGUAAAGUUGAUGUCUCAACUCUUAGAUAUUGAGAAGCAUUGGCAAGUUAAAUGCUUGAAAUCUAUAAUCGUCAAAUUUCAGAUGCCUGGACCUUUGACAUAUAAGCACAGUCCACUGCUUGGCCUAACUUAAUUAUAUAUUAUAACGAUGUAUCGACUACGUGCCGUGCCGAUUUUGAAUUGUACCGCCGCUCGGGCUAAACUACCGUUCGGCAAUUGUUUAUUACGUUUAAAUUUAGUUCUGUUACGAUUAUUUGUAUUAUUAUCGUCAUUAUUCACACAGACCUUUUUCUAUUAGUAAAAUGCAAGUGUGGUGCAUGCAAUAUCCCCUUCACCAUCUUUUAUAAUUUUUUAUUAGUUGUAGUAGUUUUUUGUAGUAAUAUAUUUGUUUGUUGAUGCUGCCAAGUUUAAGAUAGCGGACGCGAGUGCCAAGCAUGCGCACUCUUGUUCUGGGCGUUCUUUCCCGACUGGCGUUAAAGUCUUAACAGCUACAGUGUUUUCGUUUGCUUCGGGCAUUAAUAAGUAAUCAGAAGCAUUGUUGCUGUGUAAGAUAUGGACGCAAGUUUUUUCGCCAUUCAAGACUAUAAACGUAGCUAGGUUUUCGUUUCAUUGUUUUGUGCCUUCGAGAGCAAAUCACGGUGCCACGUUUAGUUUAUACGAUUUAGAAACACACCUUAUCACCUUUAGUAUUACUAUGACAUACCUGCGUACGUGGAAGCGUAUUAUUUUUAUCAAAACGCUUAUCCAUUCCACCACUUUUUGUUAGUACUGUUUUGUUUUUAUUUUAAUGUUUAAGAUGAAAUCGGACAAGCGACGGAGGGUUGGUGCCUAAAAUAAUUUAUAUACGAGUAUUUAGUAUAUUUUUGUUGAAAGACGUGAAAAUUUCUAUUGGUACAUACAUAUGUACGUCGUGAAAGAUUAUAAACAAUUGUAAUUACGAAGUUGUCUGACUGAGCUGUAAGUUGCAGCACGAGUGGAAGAUUAAAACCUGUGCACGAAGCAAGAGGGCGUCCGUGAAAAGAUUAAAGCAUCUCAGUAUUCCAUAACGUUUUUUCUGAGUGACGCCUGGAGUGAUUCUCUGACGUUUGUUCGUUCAUCUGCCUAUUAUACGACAUUGCAUAUAUUUUUAUAGUAUAGUUGACGAGUUAUGUUUUAUUUUUUAACUAUUUUAUUUUACUUAUACCCUGAUUAGUUCUCGACGGUGUUUUUACAGUAAUUUAUAUCCUAUUAUUUAUAUUCAUACUUGUUGUUUUUGAGAUCCGGAGGCGACGAACGAACGCAUUUUUGUCUGAGGACUGAGCGAUCUCAAUCCUAAAUACCAGUCCUCGGAGAGCUCCCUGUGGCACUCCGGCUUGUAUCCUGUUGCUCUCUUGAUACCCAUCUGAUCACGUCGAUUAUGUUGUUUUCGGUGACUUGUUCAAAGCACACUAUAUUUUUUCUUAUAUACGUCGGAAUAGCCUUGGAUGGGUAUCUUGACAUAUGACAGUUGACUUUGCCGUUUAGUGCUACACGGCACUCAUUUUUUACUACAUUUUUUAAACUUGUUGUUAUUAUAUAUUAAUUUAAUGGUAAAAUUGUUCUUUAAAUUAAAUGUACAUUGUUUUGUUUUUCUUUGAUUUUUUGUUGUAAAUGCUUUUUUUAAUUAAUAAUACCAGUUCUUUGCAGUUUUCAA